AGAAAGCAACAAACAACAACAUUCGCUGGCAAACUCUGCCCGUGACUAGAAGAAUUUGGAAGCCAGAAAAUUGUGCUCUCUCAUCGUGGAUGUGCUUUAGAUAUUUUACUCCACUUUGGGGUGAUGCAACUUUGGUGAUGAAUCAUUCAUAGUUUUCGUAUAAAAACACCAGUUCAAAGUACGGUACGCUGUAGUCCAGUCAAAACGAACGAACCAUAGUAACAACCGAACCCACCCGGUUACAAAGUGAAAUUACUUUCAGUGGAAUUGAAGUGCUAUCAUUUGUUGAGAACUAUCGAAGCGUUACAGAGUGCUUAGUUUUAAAGAACCUAAAGCGAUCCACGGCAUAAAGUUAUAUCGAAAUCAAUAAAUAAAUAAUAAUAUAUAAUAAUAAAGUUUUUGCAUCCCCCGAGAACAAAGGAACAGCGAUGAGUGCUUUGAUUUCUUUGAAAAUUACCAUCGAAAACGAUGCGAACUAUCUUCUCUUCGGCGACCGAAUUUGUCGCAACUUGGAAGAGCUGGCCGCCUUUUGUUCCGCCCGUUACCAGGAUUUGCAGAAAGCUGUAGAAGGCUUCCGCUACUAUUGGAUUGAUGACGAUGGGGACGAGAUCCGUAUUACCACGGACGAUGACUACGGCAGCUUUUUGCAGGCGAUGGCCAACGCCAAGGCCCGUCUUUACGUUGUAGGCAAGAAGACGGCACCGUUGGUGUCGACGAGCAUCGACAAGGAAGAGCAACCCGUCGCGCAGUGUGAGGCCGAUGGUGCACCAAUGCAGAACGCUGCCACUGAUGCGAUGGCCGGGAAGGAUCUUCCCUUCCACCCGCACGUCGUCUGCGACGUGUGCGACGGUGAUAUCAUCGGCCAUCGCUACAAGUGUUUGACGUGCCACGAUUUCGACAUCUGCAUGAACUGCGAGGCCAAGUUCCGCCACAAGGACCAUCUGAUGAUGCGUAUUCCGCGGUCGGAAAUGUUGUGCCGUUCGCAGACAACGGUGUCGCGAAUGUUCGAAAAGCUGCGCCUGUACGGGACUCGCAUCACGGCCAACUCGCCACAGGAUCUGGAUGAAGUGGCACGCGUGCCGAGCAACAAAACUGCUGCGUCCGUCGCAGCGAAGCGCGAAACUACGCGAACAGCACAGCGCAGUAGCAAGCAUCAUGGCGAGGAUCGUCGAUGCGGCGAAACAUCCAAACCGCCCCGUUACAGUAAGUCCAGCGGUGAACGCAAACAAACCUUUGCUCACGUGCCAACGGCAGCCGAACGCGUGCCUAAAGAAGAGAAAGAUAAACCAUCGCAACGGUCAGUGUCGGAUUUUAACCGACGCUGCAAACAUAUGGUAAACAUGUAUAUGAAUUCGAUGCAAGCGUUGGAUCCAACGGCGACAUUCCCCGAUCCCGCAGCAGGCUCCGAUCACGUCGCCAUGGCAAAUGCUGCAGCCGCAGCAGCAGCAGCUGCCGCAGCGAAAGCUACUGCUGCAGCUAACACCGCCCUGAAUGCUACAUCCAAUUUACCAUCUAAUAGAGGUAAUGGCGCAAUGCCAUCCUCAACAAACGUCUGGGGGGUACCCUUUUCGGACGAAUGUAUUGAGAGAUUUACCGACGCCAGGAUUCCACAGAAGGGUUCUAAAAAGCAUGAAAACAAGACACCAACUGCGCAACCACAGUCGGAGCAGCAACCGGGAAUUUCGCUGCCGUUUUUACCGUUUGUAAAUCUUGCCUGGCCAACGCAGGAGAAAUUGUUGUUCGCAAGCGAGAAUGUAUCCAAGCUGCUGGACCCGCUCGGAUUAUCUUUCGAGAUACGCCACAAGACAGCGGCGUCUCCUUCGUCAUCCUCCCCCGGAGAUGCGAACACACACAAAACGGAUGAUUGCACUCCGUCCACAUCGGCUGCUAACUUGGCAGCCGCAUCAGGUCCGACAAUGCCGAAGGAAGAGACGCGUGCGCCCGAGGAGAAGCAAAACAAAGCGACCGAAACACAGGAAUCGCAGAAUGUGGAGUCAGCGACCGUUUCGGAUACAGCACAAAACCAAGCAAAACCGUUGACCGAAUGUGGUGAAGUGGUGGAGUCAAAGAACAACCAUAAAGUCGUCGGUACAAAGGAAACAAAACCAUCCGAUGGGCAAGGACGCACUAAAGCAAAAGUGGUAGGAGCGGGCACAUCGCUCGAAACCGAUGCAGCCGUUGCGGAAGAUGCGGAGGCAGAGGAAAUCGAAAUGGACGGUGAAAACGAUUCCCAAACGUCCACAUCGUCUGCUUCGUUGCUUACCGAUGACGACCAGGACCUGAUCGAUGUGGCAGAAGAUGUGGCAAAAUCGGCCUCGCCGUCCAAGCCACCAUUAGCGACUGAAAAGACCUGGACCCUGGUUGACAUCCCACAUGACGAGGACGAGGAAAAGCAGGCCAAUGCGCCACUGGACGCUAUUGCCAGACUGAUCGAGCACGAUAGUUCGUCGUCCUCUUCUUUGGGUUCGCUGGAAUUCACGAAACCGAGCCUGUCUCCAAAGGAGAAGAAAUUCAGCAAUUCGAGAUCGAAAGAUAAGCAGAAGGAACAUAAGACGAAGGAACCAUUCUCGCCAAAGCCAGGUGGUAGUGGUGUUGCUGGUGAAUUGGAUUAUGAGAAUUAUAGCAAAAUCCUGGCCGAUCAUUUGGAAGUUUCGACGACGUCUGCUGGUAAGGAGAAAAAGGCAUCCACUCCGCCAAGCUCAGGGCCGUGCUCUUCGUCGUCGUCGUCGGGUGAUUCGAUGGCCGCAAAUCCAGAUAAGAGCACUCGAUUGAGCGACUCAGCGCAGCGUAUGGAUUGUACAGUGUAUAGCCACCGCCCGCAUGUCAACCAUGCCAUCCAUACGAUGAUGACGAUGGGCUUCAGCAACCAUAACGGUUGGCUGACCCAGCUGCUCGAAUCUUUGAACGGUGACAUCCCGAAAGCACUCGAUCUGUUGCUUCAGCAUCGCCACUAAACAACGGCGAAAGCUACUAAACCUUGAUCGUUCGCCUUAUAUCCUACUCUUGAAUUGUAUUUCAACUUGUCGCAGAUGCACGCGACCCACCACAUUUACCAUGAUGUAUAACCAAUUUUAGCUUGAUAGGUAUUGGGUGUAUAUUGUACACAAACCUUUCAUCAGAAUUUGUAAGCCUAAAAAUGGUAGAAUCAGCUCUCAAAGCUGCUUCAAAGAAGUAGAAAUCAUUGUCAAUUCGAGGUGAUUCGGCACAUUUUUUCGGCGGGUAGAGCGAAUACGGCGAAAUUGCCCUUAACAUCCAGUAUUAGAUUGCCGAAGGGAAUUUAUAAUAGUAUCGUGCGCAAUUGAACGCAAACGUAAAAAAACAACAUAAAAAUAACCCAACAACACAGGACAGAGGAUUGGAUGGUUUAACGAGCUAAAUCAAUAUAUUCACAUCUUAGAAGCAUACAUAUAUAAAAUGUUUAUAGAUGCCCACUACAACCCCCCUGUAUAGAUGUAUUUACUCACUGCGCCUCCCCUCAUCCCUUACGUACGAUGUGUGGGGCGGUGAGAUUAUAUGUAUGGUUAUGGAAAAAUAAAAUGUAUCUCGGCGAAUACCGAAACAGCAACAA
This is a messenger RNA of Anopheles arabiensis, 3568 nucleotides long. It is a transcript of the gene ref(2)P, whose product is annotated as protein ref(2)P. Gene Ontology annotation, cellular component: amphisome; aggresome. Bases 429 to 2954 code for a protein of 841 amino acids. The record is from RefSeq and is a predicted model, not a curated record. Gene Ontology annotation, biological process: mitophagy; endosome organization; aggrephagy. Lineage: Eukaryota; Metazoa; Arthropoda; Insecta; Diptera; Culicidae. The transcript is spliced from 4 exons. Gene Ontology annotation, molecular function: K63-linked polyubiquitin modification-dependent protein binding; protein kinase C binding; zinc ion binding.